AUGAAUAGUAUAGAAGAUUCAUAAUCUUUAAUUUCUAAAGAAUCAAGAAUAAGAAGUGAAACAAUAAAUUCUUCUGAAAUUAAAAAAUAACAGAAAACAAAAAGACACAAAAAAUAAAAAAAAACUAAACUCGAAUAAUAAAAUAUGAUUAUAGAUGACUAUUUAAUAGCAAAUUAAUAAGGGCGAAAUGUACUCCAUAGAGCAUGUUUGGAAUAAAAUAGUUAAUUAAUAAACGAAAUAAUAGAUGACUAUAUAAAAAUAUACUCUUAAUUGAGUUAUUCAUAAUAAUAGAAAUAUAAAAAUAUAUAAAAUUAUAUUAAUACGGAAGAUGCUUUUUAAAAUACAGCAAUUAUUCUUUGCUGUUUAUAAUAAAAUUAAGAUUCUUUCAAAAAUAGGAUUUAAUGUAUUAGAAUUUUGGUCUCAAAAGAGGCUAGAAUUAAUUAGAGAAAUCCAAGGACGCUUUGGACUGCUUUACAUUGGUCAGCUUAUUAUUUAGAUUAUUAAAGUGUUAGUUUUUUAUUAUAGAAUGGGGCUUUUGCUUGUUUUCCGGAUUAUAUAGGAUAGUACCCUAUAGACAUGGCAGGAAUUUCAGGGAAUGUGAAGAUUAAAAAUAAUAAUUUACAAAAGGAAUAGAAUUAAAAUGCAAGGGAUGUGAUUGAUAUUAUUAUUUAGAAUUUAAACUAUAAAAUCUAAGAUUUGGAGGAUAAAGAAAAUGAAUAGCUAAAGGAUUUAUAAGAUAUAGAAAAAAAGUAAAAUGUGGAUUUUAAUAAUAAAUAGUAUUAAUUGGACGAAGAAAAGUAUUUAAAAACUCCUUUACUUAAAUAUAGACUUUUAUUUUGGGCAGUUUAUUAUUAAAUUGAUAAAAAUAAAAUAGAAAAACUUUGCAAUUUUUAAAGGACUUAUAUUAUGUAUAAAAUGUAAUCUAUGUAAUAAAUGACUAGUUUACAUGCAGCAGCAAAAAAAUGUGAAGGGAAAAAUAUAUAUAUAAUGGAAUAUUUAUUAGAUAAAAUAAAUAAGAAAUAAAAAUUUAAUUAAUAAUAGAAAUAAUUAUUAUAAGGAAUAAAUGAAAAAAAAAAAGUAAAAAAAUAAAAAUUCAAUAUUAAAGAAAAUUCCAUUUUAUGUUUGUUAGAAAUGGAAAAACUUUUAUAUUCAAAAACAUUCUUAAAAGAAAUUAAAUUAUUUGGAAAAUGGGAGAGAUAAUUUUUACAUAAUUAACUAUUAAUAGGAACUUACAAAUAAUAUAAUUAUUUAAAUUAAAAGGAUUUAUAUGGAAAUACUGCUCUUCAUUUAGCUUCUAUAAAUGGAAAUGUUGAAGCAGCUGAAUUAUUAUUAAAAUAAGGUGCUGAUAUGGAAUCUGAAAAUAAAGAAGGAUGGCGUCCUCGUGAACUAAUAUAAUUCGAUAAUAUAAAACAGUUUUACGAAAAAAAAUUUAACAACAAGAAGGUUAAAAUGAUAAUCAUUUGAGAUAAAUGAACUAGAUUUUAUAAUAAUGUUUAACAAAAUACAAACUAGACAAAAUAGAAAUCCGAAAUAAAUAAAGAACUAAUGAUUUGUAUAAAUUCGCAACAAAAUUAUCGCUUCCAGAUUAUGUUAUAGUAUUUAACUUAGAUGAAGAUUCU
Molecule: messenger RNA, 1619 nt
Organism: Ichthyophthirius multifiliis
Lineage: Eukaryota; Ciliophora; Oligohymenophorea; Hymenostomatida
Exons: 3
Molecular function (GO): protein binding
Source: RefSeq, a predicted model, not a curated record